Messenger RNA from Cladophialophora yegresii CBS 114405, 342 nucleotides. RefSeq lists its product as uncharacterized. NCBI's taxonomy places the organism in Eukaryota, Fungi, Ascomycota, Eurotiomycetes, Chaetothyriales, Herpotrichiellaceae. Gene Ontology annotation, molecular function: structural constituent of ribosome. The record is from RefSeq and is a predicted model, not a curated record. Gene Ontology annotation, biological process: translation. The transcript is spliced from 2 exons. Gene Ontology annotation, cellular component: mitochondrial small ribosomal subunit; ribosome. The coding region runs from base 1 to 342 and encodes 113 amino acids.
AUGGCGCAGUUCCGAUCAAAGAAGCUCGACCUGGGCUGUUUCAUCAAUCCCAAAAUUAUCCGUGAUCACACCAAGCGGAAGACAUUCGAACAGUUUGAACCACAACGACAAGCGCUCCGAUAUCUCAUCCGCAACACCUCACUCCCCGACUGGGUCCGUACGAAAGCGCAGUUCGAACUGAGGAACAUGCACUGCUACACGAGGCCAACGCAGAUCAAGAACCGCUGUAUAAUGGGUGGUCUGGCAAGAGGUGUAUUACGAAAGUUUAGGAUGGCCAGGUUUCAGUUCCGAAUGAACGCUUUGGACGGCACCAUACCAGGCGUCAAGAAAGCCAGUUGGUGA